AUGUUUGCCGGUGGCGGAGCUUCCUCUUCAGCGACAGCAGCAACCGCAGGUUACGAUGGCGGGGGUGGCCGUCAGGUGGAUGAGGGGAAGGGGAGGCAGGAGGAGAGACCCGCGGCCGCCGGCGGUCCGAGUGGAGGGGAAUCUGAACUUCAGGAUCCCAUCAUGUUCUAUGUUUGUUCAGGAGGUUCACUUGACCAUGCAGACUUUUGGAUUCCUCUAAGUAAGUACUGUAUAGAGUACAUGAUUCAACUGAGUAAAAAUACCAGCACUGUGAUCAUCAGAGUUCCCAUGUUUGAGGAAGCAUUUGGUGUUGCUGUGCAAAGUGUUGCUGCAGUGGAGGUUCAAGCAGCUUUGCGGGUCCCCGAAAUGAGCAACUUGUCAGGCAACGCGACGCCUUGGUUCGUGUCGGAGUGCACCCUCCGGCUGGACGCCGAGUGGCGGCGCAUCUGCCUCUUCCUGCUCUACCUCUUCGUGUUCUCGGCCGGGCUGCUGGAGAACCUGCUGGUGCUGUGGGUCAACUGGCGACGGCGGCGCUCGGCCAGCGGCGUCCUCUUCUGCGUGCUCAACGUCAGCCUGUCCGACCUGAUGGUGAUGGGCGUUCUGCCCUUCUUCAUGCUGGAGGUGACGGUGGAGCGCGUGUGGCUGUGGGGGCGCUUCCUCUGCAAGCUGAGCAGCCUGGUCUAUGGCGUCAACUUCUACAGCAGCUCUUUCUUCCUGGCCGCCGCCACGCUGGAACGCUACCUUGCGCUGUCGUCCCGACCCGCGCUCUUCCGAGGCCGGCGCCGCUGGGCCCUCUGCGCCGGCCUCUGGCUCUCCUCGCUCUUGCUGGCCCUUGUGGAGAACAUCCACGUGGAUCUGUUGGAGUGGGACGAGCCGGGCUGCUACAUGCUCCCCGAGGGCAACUACGUGGAGUGGUUCGUCUCGGUGGCCUUCCUCUGCCUCAUCUUUCAGUUCCUGGGGCCCGCAUCGAUCAUCGUGGUCUGCAACACGCUGAUGGCCCGCGCCUUGCGGACGGCAGCGCCGCAGGAGCAGCGUCGUGACCGGCGGGACGUCUUGCUUCUGCACGUUUACUCGUUGGUCUUCCUGGCCUGCUGGCUGCCCUACCACCUGAUCAUGACCCUAAUGAUCAUUGCCGACCUGGCGCCCCACGUCUUCAGCUGCAACGUAGUGGAGUUUGUUUACUUCUCCUUCAGCGUGGUGCAGAGCUUCUCCCUCUUUCACUGCGUGGCCAAUCCCAUCCUCUACAACUUCCUCAGUAAGAGCUUCCGCGACAACCUGGUCAACGCCCUGGUCAGCCAUCUGCCCGUCGCUGGGGCCGGUGCCGGGGAGGCAGCCCUGCCCCAGCGUAAGUUGAGUAACGGCAGCACCGUGCAGUCCGACGCCGGGCAGUGA
This is a messenger RNA of Nerophis lumbriciformis (worm pipefish), 1392 nucleotides long. NCBI's taxonomy places the organism in Eukaryota, Metazoa, Chordata, Actinopteri, Syngnathiformes, Syngnathidae. The record is from RefSeq and is a predicted model, not a curated record.